AUGUCGGAACCCACGCCUAGCGCGCGAGUAGCUUUGAUCACGACACUUGGCAACAUUGAAAUUGAGGUCUGGGCCAAGGAGAUGCCGCUGGCGGCUCGGAAUUUCAUCACCCAGUGCCAUGCGGGGGUGUACGACGGAGCCUAUUUCCACCGCAUUGCGUCCACGUUUGUUCAGGCGGGCCCUGAGAACGUCGAGACUAUUUAUGGCAAGCCUUUUGAGCUGGAAACCAACGGGCGGAUUAGGAUGAAUCGCCGAGGCAUUGUGGGCUGUGCCGGCACCGCCGCCGGACAAACGUCGCAGCUGAUCUUCACUACUUGUCCGGCCCCGGAAUUAGCUGCACAGUGCACGGCGUUUGGUCGGCUAGUGGGCGACUCUGUCUACGUGCUAGCGGCCAUAAACGAUGCCGAAAAGGACGGGGAAGCACCCGUGCAUCCCGUGCGCAUAGACCGGGCAGACGUCCAAGUGCCAUUUUUCGAACUGGCCGCGACUGAGCAGCCCAAACCACAGGUCUCCACUCGCCCCAAACGCCAAAUUCGCGUUUUUGACGACGAGGACGCUCCGCCUCUGGUGCUGAAGAAAAACCCCCGGCUUGGUUCUGCGCCGUCGCCCGCCCUCGAAGCUGUGAAGCGAUUCGAAGCCCAGCUGGACGAGUUUGUAGCGAAAAAUAAAUUACGCGGAUAA
Messenger RNA from Wickerhamiella sorbophila, 681 nucleotides. Its product is annotated as Peptidylprolyl isomerase cyp7. Gene Ontology annotation, molecular function: peptidyl-prolyl cis-trans isomerase activity. Gene Ontology annotation, biological process: protein peptidyl-prolyl isomerization. The transcript has a single exon. The record is from RefSeq and is a predicted model, not a curated record. Bases 1 to 681 code for a protein of 226 amino acids. Lineage: Eukaryota; Fungi; Ascomycota; Dipodascomycetes; Dipodascales; Trichomonascaceae. Gene Ontology annotation, cellular component: catalytic step 2 spliceosome.